This is a messenger RNA of Dothidotthia symphoricarpi CBS 119687, 729 nucleotides long. RefSeq names its product acyl-coenzyme A thioesteras-like protein 13. NCBI's taxonomy places the organism in Eukaryota, Fungi, Ascomycota, Dothideomycetes, Pleosporales, Dothidotthiaceae. The transcript is spliced from 7 exons. Gene Ontology annotation, molecular function: fatty acyl-CoA hydrolase activity. Bases 40 to 525 code for a protein of 161 amino acids. The record is from RefSeq and is a predicted model, not a curated record.
ACAUCACUCGUGCAAUCGUUGGACGACGGAUCAGAAAUCAUGCCCGCGCUCAAGUUCGUGCGAUCUGUGUGGGAAUCAUUCCGAGCCAACUCAGGCCUCGAGCCAAGGCUACUCGAUGGUCUCCGAGUCACCUCCGCAGUUCCUGGUCGCGUCAAGUUCGAGCUCGACAUCCAGAAAGAGCAUACGAACCGUUUGAACAUCCUCCAUGGCGGAACCAUAGCUAGCAUGGUCGACCUCGGCGGCUCCCUAGCCGUAGCCUCCCGCGGUCUUUUCGCAACCGGCGUAUCCACUGAUUUGAAUGUCACCUACCUCUCCUCAGGCGGGAAGAUUGGUGACAUGAUCAAAGCAGAAGUGACCUGUGACAAGUUCGGCAAGACAUUGGCAUACACCUCUAUCAACUUCAGCAACAACAAGGGCGAGGUCUUUGCACGGGGUAGCCACACCAAGUAUGUGGCGCUGGCAUGGAAAGAUCCAAACAACAUCGUCGAGGAGCUGUCACCAAAGAAGGCGGAAAAGAAGGAAUAGCAAUCGGGGGCUUGUGUAUAUAUCUCUUACGUUGCCGAUACUUGCUAGGCAUACGCUAUUGAUGAACACGCAACGCCGAUAUACGUUAGAUCCCCAGUCCAUCGUCUUCGCGCCAGUAAAGAGUGACAUGAAUACUCGUGACCAAGGCUGGCCAACGCCGUAGAAAUGUCGAUUGGGUUUAGUUGAACAAAUCUCAAAUCCCAG